Messenger RNA from Rotaria sp. Silwood2, 444 nucleotides. Lineage: Eukaryota; Metazoa; Rotifera; Eurotatoria; Philodinida; Philodinidae. The record is from the annotation of a GenBank genome assembly.
AUGGUAUCGAAUAUUAAUAAAACUAGAUUACCAUUAGCAUUGAAACCGUCAAACAGCACCACGUUAUUAUCUUCAUUAGAUUCAGAUGAAACGUUACCACCAACAACACCAAAUACUGAUAUAAAUCCAACACCAUCUUCAGCUAUUCAAUCUUCAUCAUCAUCAGAUGUUCAAUCUUCAUCAUCAACUUUAUCAAGACAAAAGAAAUCGGGUUCCAUCGCAACCAUCUCAGCAGAACAACAAAUGGUAACGAAAAAGACAAAGUCCAAAUCCAAGGCGAUAAUCAUCAAAUCAAAUAAUGAUCAAGAAAGCACCGAUGAUUGUACUGAUAUAGAAGUAGAAUACGACCUUGCAACUUGUAUCCAAGAAAGCGGUGGAAUUGACCAAUUUUUACAAACACCGUGUUUAACUUUAUAUAAGAAAAAAUUCACCAGCCAAGGUUAG